Messenger RNA from Gopherus evgoodei (Goodes thornscrub tortoise), 2561 nucleotides. It is a transcript of the gene MCL1, whose product is annotated as MCL1 apoptosis regulator, BCL2 family member. NCBI's taxonomy places the organism in Eukaryota, Metazoa, Chordata, Testudines, Testudinidae. Gene Ontology annotation, biological process: extrinsic apoptotic signaling pathway in absence of ligand; intrinsic apoptotic signaling pathway in response to DNA damage; positive regulation of apoptotic process. The record is from RefSeq and is a predicted model, not a curated record. Gene Ontology annotation, molecular function: protein heterodimerization activity; protein homodimerization activity; channel activity. The coding region runs from base 19 to 972 and encodes 317 amino acids. The transcript has 3 exons. Gene Ontology annotation, cellular component: mitochondrial outer membrane.
CUCGGAGCAGCCGCCGCCAUGUUGGCGCUGAAGCGGAACGCGGUGAUCGGCCUCAACCUGUACUGCGGGGGCGGCCCGACGCUGCCCCCCUCCGCGCCGGCCUCCCCCAGCGGCGCGGGGACCCCUCCCGCCCCCGGGCCUGCGGCGGAGGGCGUCCGGCCGGCGACGCUGAUUGGCGGAGCCUCUUGGGGUUCCAACGGUCAUUCUGAGGGGGCCCGGGCGCUGAUUGGCUCCCCCGCAGCCGCCCCGUCUCUGGUGGCCGGGGGGCCCCGGCCCGGCCCGCUGUGGCGGCCGGAAGAGGAACUGGACGGCUGCGACCCCGACGCCGAGCGGAUGGGCCCGCCGGGCGCCGCCGGCGGCUCCCUGCCCAGCACCCCGCCCGCGGAGGACGACGACGAGCUGGACGGGCUGUACCAGGACUCGCUGGAGCUCAUCAGCCGCUACCUGCGGGAGGCCGCGGAGCUCGGCGGGCCCGGCGGCAAGAAGCUCCUCAAGCGGCUGCUGAGCGGGCCGCGGGGCGCCGGCCCCGCCGCCAUGGAGAAGGCGCUGGAGACGCUGCGGAGGGUCGGCGACGGCGUCAUUGAGAAGCACCAGAUCGCCUUCCAAGGGAUGCUUCGGAAGCUAGACAUCAAGAAUGAGGAUGAUCUGAAGUCAGUGACUGCCGUUGCAACCCAUGUUUUCAGUGAUGGAGUAACAAACUGGGGUAGAAUUGUGACACUCAUCUCUUUUGGUGCCUUUGUUGCAAAACACCUGAAGAGCAUAAACCAGGAGAAUUGCAUCAACACACUAGCAGGGAUCAUCACAGAUGUGCUUGUCACAGGCAAACGAGAUUGGCUAGUUAACCAAAGAGGCUGGGAGGGAUUUGUUGAAUUCUUCCGUGUAGAGGAUCUAGAAGGUAGCAUCAGGAAUGUUCUGGUGGCUUUUGCAGGCUUUGCUGGACUGGGAGCAAGCUUGGCCUAUAUGAUGCGAUGAGCCAGGAGUGGUAUAAAUGACCUAAAUGCCAGGUGGGCUAGCUCUCCUUUGCAUCUGGAGUUAUUGAACUGCACACUGCCUACUGUGAGAGAAUACCUAUGACACUGUACUUCGCAGGAACAUAGAGAAUAACAUCUGGGAAUCUUGUUGAGUGACUUCUCCCCAGAAAGGAUAGUAUGGUGCAGUCUGACUGAGAGUACCAAGAGGAUUUUUUGCUAACGAGAACAGAAAAUGAAGCAAGUAACACUGCUUCCUUGAAGAGCCCUGUGAGAGGAUGCUAAGAGUAUUAUUUCCAAGUGCAGCCUUGUCACCUAAGGGGAACAGCUCCUGUUCUGCAAAUCAACAAAAGCACCAGUGGCUCUUACUCUGGACUACCUAGAGGCUUUUAUUAGUUUGGUGUGAUGGCUGUAUGUGGAAUGAGUUUCAUUUCCUUAGCUCUGAGUUGUGAUCAUAGCUCACUGGAAAUGUGGACUAGGGUCCUGUGGACCCACUGAGUCUCUAAGUUUUGUAGCUUGUGUCUUGAGUUAAAAGUGAAAAAAGGUUUAUUCUGGGUAUAACCAGAUAUACCAGCUAUGAGUGGAACUUUUGCUGAAAUAUUCCUACAUUCCAUCAGCAGUAAAAAGGGUACAGUCAAUCUUGAAAGCUGAGAAACCUGACCUAACUGUAGCUAAUCAACCUCAACAGGCUGUCAGAGCUCCUUAGGCCAUUAUUUGCCCCCUCUGUUAUGACUCCCAAAGAACACAUGCAGCUAGAAAGGGAGUGCAGUUGUAAGUAUGUAAAAACUUCCCAGAGGGUGGGGAGGCUGUACAGAGAACUUUGUAAAUGUCUGUAAAACUGUAAAAUAUGUACAUUUUUACAGAGAUCUCUUGAGAAAGAUGGCUUGAGUGAGUCCAGAUCACUUUAUUGAAAUACUAUACUUCAGCCCAUUGCACACAGCAUUUUAUUUUUUGCUUCUUUUACCUGACUUCCACAAAGUGUCUCUUCCUCAUGUACUCUAGUAAAACUGCUAGGCUUUUCUGGCAAAGAUCAGCUAUGUGACUGAUUAUUGUGUUCCCCAUCAUGUGCUGGCAACAGCACAAGUGUUCUUUUUAUUAUUUUGUUUUAAUCUUUGGGCUGUUCCUGACUCUUUAAUGGGUGGGUGAGUGUUCUGGAAGCCACUGUUGGCUAUUUCCUAGUCACGUUUUAUUUUGACCUAUUUUUUUAGUCUUGAUUCAAAACUAAGCUAAUUUGAAUGUAAGCAUUUUCUCAAACUAAAUAAAACUAAAUUGGAUUGAAUCUGCAGUUAGCACCAUGGAUCCAUUAAUUUGACAUAAUUCAAUCCUUCAGUAGCUACUUCUGGACAGACUUGCAGGGAGUAAUCUGGUUUAACUAUGAGGCAGUUGAUUCCCUCUUUGGGUGCACAAUAGUUUCACGUUGAAUUUCGUUUUCAGCAAAAUUAGGUAUUGGUUUUCACUGUAUAAAAUCUUGUUCAGACUGAAUUAGAGUUGAAGUGGAAGCUAAUGUAAAACAAAGCCUAGACUUUAAACAUGGUGCUAGUGUCAGGCUUGCUUGUUUACAUAAUAAAUGAGCAUCCUACUCUUGUCAGUAAA